AUGGGCAUAGCAAUAAUGGGCGGCGUAAUGUCCUCGCUCGCCUCCGCCAAAACAAAGGCCUCCCUCGACCCCUCUUCCGCCCCCAAAGACGUCCCCAACCUCUCCAACUUCAUCGCUUGCGACCAAUGGGCGCCUGCCGAACAGAACGUCCGCAAAGCCCUCGGACACUACAACUUCCCCCUCCAGACCCUCACAAACCAGAACCUCAAGGGUAUCCAAGAAGCGGAUAUCGUGCUGCUGAGUUGCAAACCACAUGGCUUCAAGACGAUAUUGGGUGAGGAGGGUGUGAGGGAGGCGCUCAAGGGAAAGGUGCUUGUUAGCAUUCUGGCGGGUGUGACGAGAGAGCAGAUUGAGGCUUUCCUGUACCCUGAUGGACCAGAGAAGACAGAGAACGCUUGCCGUGUGGUGAGGGUCAUGCCCAACACGGCGUCCUUCGUUGGGGAGUCCAUGUCUGUGAUUCAGACUUCGGACCCGCCGCUCAGUGAGGCCCAGUACAAGCUUGUUGAGUUCGUCUUCAGCUCUAUUGGUCGCGUUACGAACCUUCCCCCAGCCAACAUGGAUGCGGCGACUGCGCUGUGUGGUUCGGGCCCGGCGUUCUUUGCGCUGAUACUGGAGGCCGCCGCGGACGGUGCGGUUGCCAUGGGUCUACCGAGGGCGGAGGCACAGAUGAUGGCUGCGCAGACCAUGAGGGGAACCACUGGACUCGUGCUGAACGGCGAGCACCCAGCUGUGCUGAAGGACAAGGUCUCGACACCUGGCGGUUGCACUAUCGGCGGUCUCAUGUCGCUCGAGGAAGAUGGCGUGAGGGGUGCCGUCGCAAAGGCAAUCAGGGAAGCUACCGUUGUAGCCUCGAGACUGGGAGGCGAGCAGAAGGAGUUUGUGAACCACAGGCGGUAG
Molecule: messenger RNA, 897 nt
Organism: Alternaria atra
Lineage: Eukaryota; Fungi; Ascomycota; Dothideomycetes; Pleosporales; Pleosporaceae
Exons: 1
Coding region: 1-897 (298 amino acids)
Biological process (GO): L-proline biosynthetic process
Molecular function (GO): pyrroline-5-carboxylate reductase activity
Source: RefSeq, a predicted model, not a curated record